UUUGGUCUAAUAAAAAUAUUCGAGAGAAACACAAAGCAAGUGCACGCACCCUUUUUUGGAGUCCGGAGGAAUCGUUACACAGUGCGGUGUCAUGGAGGAUCAACCGAGCAGAGAGAUCGCGGAGUCUGCAAAGCCCGAGUCAGACCACAUCAUCGUCGCACUUCAAUCUCAGCUCAAGUCUCUCUCCUACAGAGUCAAGGAAUUGGAGUCCAAGAAGGCCGAGCUAUCUGCUAUCUUCUCUCGUAUCAAUUUGCCAAUGUCACAAGAUUACUGUUCCACAUAUGGAGGAAAAUCUUGAUGCUCGUAAUAUGGGUAGUGUUGAUUCAGUCAAUGGAAGGGGGAGAUUAAAUUUAGAAGGCGGUAAGAACAGAAGGAAGAAAGUGAAGGAGAGAUUGGCAGAUUAUAACACUAUGAGGACUGGGCAUCGGUCCUCCAAGAGAUAUGUUGCUCUGAAAGUAAUGUAUUUUGGUCAGAGGUUCUUUGGUUUUGCUUCAGAGGCUCAAAUGGAUCCAACUGUCGAGUCUGAAAUUUUUAAGGCUCUUGAGAAGACAAGGCUCAUUGAUGGUGACAAGAAGGACUUACAGUACUCAAGAUGUGGCAGAACAGACAAGGGAGUUUCUUCUGUUGGGCAAGUGAUUUCACUGUUUUUACGAUCUAACCAUAAGGAAACAGAACAGAGCAACGGAUAUUCUGGGGCAUUUCUGGCAAAGGAAUUAUAUGAAGGAGAAGUAGACUAUGUGAGAAUACUGAAUAGAGUUCUUCCUAAAGAUAUUCGAAUUAUGGGCUGGUGUCCUGCUCCAAUUGAUUUCAGCGCAAGGUUUAGCUGCUUGAGCAGGGAAUAUAAGUAUUUUUUCUGGAGAGGAAAUCUGAAUAUAGUGGCAAUGGAGAAUGCAGGUAAGAAAUUUGUUGGGGAACACGAUUUCAGAAACUUCUGUAAGAUGGAUGCAGCUAAUGUACGUAACUAUAGGAGGCGGAUCAUGCAGUUUGAAAUAAUUCCUUGCAAUGAAAGGUUUGAAGGCGAUCAGCUUUGCGCAGUGAAAAUCACAGGUACUGCUUUCCUGUGGCACCAGGUUCGGUGUAUGGUUGCUGUACUAUUUUUGAUUGGCCAAGGUCUUGAAUCCCCUAAUGUGAUUGAUACAUUGCUGGAUAUUGACAUGAUGCCCAGGAAACCUCAAUACAUAAUGGCACCAGAAAUUCCAUUGGUACUGCUAUCCUGUGAAUUUGAAGGUCUCAGAUUUAUAUGCUCCUCAGAUGCCAAGAAAGCUCUGCAUGCACACUUGGAGAUGGAAUACCGAACUUACAAACUUCAAGCUGCCAUCUUUCAUGAGGCUCUGCUAACCUGUUCACUCAUUGAAAAUGAUGACAGCAUAUUGAAUAAUAAAACCAAAAACAAAGUAGCUUCCUAUGUUCCUCUCAUGUCACGGCCAACCGAGCCAUCUUAUGAAGAACGGCGUGUGAAGUUGAACUCAGGAGCACACAAGCAAGAGCCUAUUGAUUUGUUGAGAACUCAAUUUGUUGAAACGGAGGAUAUCUAGUUGUAAUUUCAUGUUUGUAAGUAGCAUUAAUUUAUUAUACCAGUUCCGUAUUUUUGUUACUAAUAUAAAUUAUUUACGAAUAGGAAAAAUUUGUUAUUUGUAACGAGUAAUAAUCAUACCCCUUCAACUUGAUUUUUUUUAACAAAGAAGAGGAUAUCUAUCUGUUGCUGGUUUA
This is a messenger RNA of Camellia sinensis, 1710 nucleotides long. NCBI's taxonomy places the organism in Eukaryota, Viridiplantae, Streptophyta, Magnoliopsida, Ericales, Theaceae. The record is from RefSeq and is a predicted model, not a curated record.